GCCCCAGCCAGCGCCGCCGGUCUCCUUCGCCGGCUGGCAAGCCGGCCAGGGACUGAGCCGCCAAGGCUGGAAGGUUGCCGAGGCCGGUUUCACGGGGCGCCGGGGGAGAACAAGCGCCACCGAUCCGGGGGGGGGACUGCGCAGCGGGUCCCUCACGUGAUAUGCGUCGGUAUUUUCUUCAGUGCGCGAAUUUGAAAUUGAUAUCCCCGUCCAUCGAUUUGCCCGUCCGUUCAUCUGCUCGUCCGCCCAUCUGCCCGUCCGUCCAUCUGCCGAUCGAUCCGUUGAUCUGCCUCUGUGUUGACUGCCAAGCAAGACAGCAUCCGCUGCUCGCAACAAUCGCCAUCGGUGUACCCGAGCCGAGCUGCUGUAUCCGCCGUCUGCAUUCAUAUCCAAGACCCGCCCCCUCCCGUCUCAAUGGUCGCUGCCUCGCUCUCUGCCCUGCCCUCGGGGAUCUGCAUGCACUCUGCACCGCUUCUCCCUGCAAUGAACAUCGGCGAACCGCCAUCGGUUCCGGCCCUGGAUCUGCCCAAACCAUCCAGCCUCUCGCCGAAUCCACCCACGGACUCAACCACGCCAAAGUCGCUGCCCCUGCGCCGCAAGUCCUGUCUGCUUUCCCACUCGGCCUCGCCAAAGUCCCGCAGCGCUAUUCUGCCCCGUCGCCAGGUGUCCUUCAGCGAGCUGGUCAAUGUCCACGGCGCCCACAGCGACUACGACCGCACACCAUUGGAGCCCUCUCGCCUCAAGAUCGACGAUCUGCUCGAGCUGCUCAAGGUCCGUGCCGAGGUCGAUGAAAUCACACAGCUCAACGUCAAGCUGAGCCAGCCGACGCAGCAAGAGUCCGAAUGCACAUCGUCUCCGCCAGCAAGCGACCUUUCCGACGACGAUAGCGAAUAUGAUGAGCCGGCACCCCUCGCAAACAAACCUGUGUCUGCCUCGGUCGAGAAACCCACAGCCCCGCCACAACCCUUGGCCCUCUCUGCCAUGGCCCCUCCGGUCGUUCUGAGCGACGCAGACCUCUCUGUCCCGGUCAUCACGACGCUCUCGCAGUCCAACCAGAUCCUGCGGCACAAGGUCACCACCCACUCCCUGUCCUCCAACUCGGCCUGCUUCGAGUCUCCCCGAUACUGCAUCCUCCCCAGCAUCCCGAACCGACCCUCGGUCUUGACACCAGCACCGGCGCCGCUCACUCGCCUGCAUUCCGGCUCCGACAACAUCGUUGUAGUCGGCAAGUCCUUUGCCGAUGACAUCCGGAUUCCGCUCUUGUGAUGCUGUGGAUGGGCUGUCCGGUCCCGUGCUAUCAUACGUCAUAUUGUGUCAUAUCCGCUUGUCAACACCUUUGAUCCGCGCCACUCGACAUGCAAACGGGGUCUGUCUGAGAACUACCU
Molecule: messenger RNA, 1385 nt
Organism: Polychytrium aggregatum
Lineage: Eukaryota; Fungi; Chytridiomycota; Chytridiomycetes; Polychytriales
Exons: 1
Coding region: 415-1266 (283 amino acids)
Source: RefSeq, a predicted model, not a curated record